ACCUUGAAGCGCAGCUACUCCCUCUCGGCCAGCUCUCGGGAGGCGAGCACGUUUUAAGUCUUAUCUUGCCGUCAAGUCACAAAUUUCAAGAUACCCCAACGAAGCAACAAACAGGAGAACACUAACUUUCUAACAUUAACACGCCAGCCUGAAGCAGGGCCGUAGUGUUUCUCUCUCUUUGCUGCCUUUUAUGAAUUAACAGAUUAGGUAAAACGUCGAGCUUGAAGCUGGUUAGUUGUGGCGAUAAUUUCAAAGGCGGGUGUGGCAAAGACCACUCUACAACCGGCGUCAAAUCCACGGUUAACGGUUUUAAACGACUGUGAAACCGGCAGGCUGCUGCACUAAAGGAGCACGCUCCUCCAGCUCCACAGGUGGUGUUUUUCUACAUUUGCAGCAUGCAGCCAGGUAUUUUACGUAGAAGCCAGCUGUUGGAUUCUCUGAAGGAGUACCUGAACAACAAGAGCAGGCUACAACCCAUCAUUGGCUUGGGCAGCCUUACAGAAUGUGUGAAGGCUGGUGCACAGAGCGGAGAAGCGUUGUAUCUGUGUGGAGUGUGUGUGUGUCGACACAGUAAGGCUGACAUACGUAACCACAUACUGGGAAGUCUCCACAGAUUCAACUACAUUAAAACCUGGCACCCUCACUUGGUGUCCAAAUGGCAGGAGACCUCUGACCUGUCUAAGCUGGCGUGGCCGCUGAUGGAGAUGGCCAAGAUGCUUGAGGAAAAAGAAGGUCCAGGAGAGAUCCAGUUGAUAGAGCUUGAAGAUGAUGUAUACCAGAGGAUGGCAACAUCCAGUGAAAAUGACGCAGUAACUCUCAUAAGUUACUUAAGAGAUAUACAGGGUGGAACUGAGAGCUAUUCUGAGACCACAGCUUUGCACUAUCCCACCGAAUCCCAGAGGACUGUAGUGCUUGCACAGGAUGAGUCCGGAUGGUCUCAGAAAUCCCUCAAGGCUGACAUAGACUCAUACGAGAUCUCAGCAGACACUAACAAGACAACCCCGCUGCUGAUGCAUGCAAAUGUUGAUCCCUCUCCCAACUCAGAAGUCUGUUUAGUAAACGCCUUUACAUCCCAGUUGGAUGCUCCUGAACCCUCGGCGUUAUCAGAGAUCAACAGCAGCUUUCUUGAUGGCUACACAGGAACCAUGCCUCUUAUUGGUCUCAACUGUGUGGUCGAGUGUAGAAGUGAAGAUGAGAGCUCAUACUGUUGGUUAUGCCACUGCUGCCGCAUCAGAGCCAACAAGAAGGACAUCAUCGAUCAUCUGACCAGCUCCUCACAUCUCGUCAACUACUUGAUGGAAACUCAUCCUGAGGAGGUGGAGGAAGUGACUGCAGAUGUUAAAGGCAACUCUCAGCUUCUUCAGUCUCUGGCAAAGAAAGUGGAGCAAGAAAAGGGCAGGGGAGAGCAGAAGGUGGUACAUGUACCAGAAACUCUUUGUACGCUACUCACUGGCAAAAGUUACCACUGGUGCAUAAAGAUGCUGCAAGAUGAAUGGAACCCUGCUAACAUUCAACAAAAGGGAAUAGCAGUCAGUGGGCCAAAUGUGAACCAGACAUCAGCAGGAGUCAUGCCAGAGAAAUGUGCUUUAAUGAAGUCAAAAAGUAAAAAAAAAGGGAAAGCAAAGUGGAAGACUGUUUUUAACGUAAGCCUGCCUCUUACCAAAGGUUCGGUGCUAAUGAAGAGGACGUCUUUCAACAGGGACAGCCUCCCUGUGUCACCUCCCUCUGAUUCAGAGCUCACGUCUCACCCGGGGUCUGAGAUUGUGGAUUGUGAAUUAAAAUAUUACAAUAUAUCAUUUGAAUUUAACAAUGCAGAAAUGACUCCAUUCCACUCAGAUGCUGAUCAAUAUUAUUACCAGCAACAUUUUCAAAAUCCAUACACGCCUUGUGAUUAUACAAAUCUUCAGAUGGGCGGUGUGGGUGGACAUCAUGAGACGUGCCGUGAUGUGGCUCCUUAUAUAAAUGGUACCAGGGUAAACAUGCCGACUCGCUCAGCAGAUGCCUGUGCGUACUGUGGCAGCAUCGCACCCUAUUCAAACUUCACCAAUGUCUCUGCCCAGGCAGCUCCACAGAAUUGUGGGCCACAGCCUACAGCUUAUGAAGCCAGCCAAGGACAUCAUGGGUGGAUGCCUUACCCCAGCCUCAACACCGGACCUAGGAUGAACCCUGACCAGCAGUUUCUUCCUCCAGUUUGCAGCGAUGGUAGUGAUUGGAGUCUGACACACUCUAAUGCCUUCAUUCAGCCUUAUGAACCUCAGUGUGCUGGAUCUUAUGCAAAUUUCAGUGGGGAUCAGUGGGGGUUAUACUAACACUGUCUUUUUUUUUUUUUUUUCCCUGAAUGGGAGCCUACUGAUGUGGUUGGGGGGGGUUGCAGUAAUAAAAGUAUUCAGUAUUAAAUAUUGUUGCGACUGAAAGUCAAAGGGCACAAAUACUACAGUUUUAAGGGAAUAUAUAUAUAUAUAUUCUACAUUUUACAAAUGUAUUAUUUCAUGAAGUAUUUCUUUGUGUGUGCUUGGAAACACUCAUGUUACAGCUGCUGUAUUAUUUGAUCAGAUGAGAACAAAAGCAUUUAGAUCUAGAAAUGAUACCCUUGAUUUUUUCCCAUUUGAGGUGUGGCUAUUAAACAGCAAAACAGGGCUAAGGGAAGCUGAAACUGCUUGAGUUUUAUCUAACAGCCGCUCCUCUUAUAGGAAUUACACAAGUGGCUCAAGCAGUGAAAGAAGAACUGGAAAUAAGGGGAAUAUAAAUAGAGCUUGCUGAUGGAUUUCCAGGUCUUCACCCUAAUCAAGUGAGGCUGAGAAACGUGCUCAGUAACACUAAACAUCUGACUGUUUGUGUGUUGUUUUUGUGUGUAUGUGUGUUUUAUAAAUUGUAUUGUUCUGACUAACAACAAAGAAUUGUUUCCAGUUACAUACAGUGAUUUUUUUUUAACUAUUACUGCACUUUUUUUUUAAAUCUACAAGCUGUGCCUUAUUAACUCUAGAAAACAAUUUAAAAAUUUGUGAAAUAUCACAUUAGGUUUUGAGUGGAUUUACUGUGUUAUGUUUUUUUUAAGUGAAAUGAGU
Molecule: messenger RNA, 3065 nt
Organism: Archocentrus centrarchus (flier cichlid)
Lineage: Eukaryota; Metazoa; Chordata; Actinopteri; Cichliformes; Cichlidae
Exons: 12
Coding region: 396-2309 (637 amino acids)
Source: RefSeq, a predicted model, not a curated record